AUGUUUGAUGAUUCUGCUGGAGCUGAAAACUACAUGGUUGUGGCAACAAGCAGUAAUGGUAAUGUCCAGACAUUCGAGUGUAACUCCACAUCAGAUGGUACAUGUACCUUGCCACCGCUGAUGUGCAGCCAGAAUCUCACCUUUACCCUGAAAGCCCAGGACCAGCAGUGCACCAGUGCACCUAGUAAUGCUGUGACCACUGAAACAGCUCCAUGUCCUCCUGAGAAUGUCAGAGAGUCCAUAAACUGUGAGAAUGGAACCAUCUCAAUCACCUGGUCAGCUGUUCCCGGGGCAGUAUUGUACACGGCUACUCUGGAAGAGUUCAGCAAAGGUACAUCCAGCUGCUGUACCACAUCUGGAACUGGCUGUAGCAUCCCUAAUCUGCCGUGUGGAGAAAUGCACAUCCUGCACGUCACAGCUGAAGGACGAACCUGCAACAGCUCAGAAAGUGAAGGGCGCAUCACCAGGACAGUGGCAUGUGUUCCUGAGAACCUCAAAGCCAAUCUAAGUUGCAGCAACAAUGUGGCCUCUAUGUCCUGGGACUACAGCAAGGGAGGACAACUGUACAGCGUGAGAGCAGUGGGAAAUGAUGGACAUGUAGAUGAGUGCAUGUCACCUGACAACCAGUGUGAUCUCACGAGUCUUCACUGUGGACAACACUAUACAGCCACUGUGACUGCAGAGGAUAUGCAGUGCAAGAGCACAACAAGUGAUAGUGUUACGAUCAAGACAGUACCGUGCACUCCUGAAAACAUCACCUCUGUGUUUGACUGUGUGGCCAGUUCUUUAAAUGUUUCUUGGUCUGAGAGUGAUGGAGCUGAUUCCUACAUCGCCACAUUGCAGGACAGCAACCAUCAGAGCACCACCUGUCAGGGCACAGUGGAGGGCUUCUGCAGUGUGACCGGACUUGGCUGCAGUCAGCUCUACCAUGUCUCUGUGGUGUCCUCUGAUGGAUACUGCAACAGCCCACCCACUCCUGUAACUGUCACACCCUCAGUACCCUGUAAACCCAGAAAUAUCAAGGCAGUUAUGGACUGCUACACUGGCACAGCCCAAGUGUCGUGGUAUCCCAGUGAUGGAGCUGUUAAAUAUGAGGUCAUUGCCACGACAACAUCAGGCCACAAGGCCAGGAAUGAGACCACAGUGACCACCUGUGAGCUGGAAGGACUGGUCUGUGGUCAGAGCUACUCUGUGUCUGUCAGAUCUGUAGGAGAGACCUGCAGCAGCAUUGCUGACAUGAAAGAACGGUUGGUCACAGAGCCGUGCAUCCCUGAUCACAUCACCUCUCAGUACAGCGUGACAAUUGGCCAGACUCAGUGGGACACAGCUGAUGGUGCUGAUUACUACACAGUCAGGGGGGAAACAGACCAGGGUCUCAUAGUCUCCUGUACGACCAACGACUCCUACUGUGCAUUAUAUAACAUGGACUGUGGACAGAUGUAUAACAUCACAGUUACAGCACACAACCAGGUGUGCAAAGAUGUGUCCACCUCUACUGAAGCAGUUUCAGUUAUUACAGAGCCUUGUCCGCCUAACAACGUGCAGGCGAAUGUGAUCUGCCAGACAGACCAGGGAACUGUGUCGUGGGAGGCCAGUUGGGGUGCUGUGGGCUACAAGGCUUUCCUCGCAGGGCGUAAUGGCCACUUGUUGACCUGCUACACUAACAACACUUUCUGUAAGGUAAAAGGCCUGCAGUGUGGGGUCAUCUAUCACACCACCGUCAUUGCCAUCGGGGAGACACUUAACAGCAGCAAGUCCAUCACUGUCUUGCUGGUUUCAGCUCCCUGUGUAGCUGGAAACGUGGCAGCUAACUUAGACUGCUACAACAACACAGCUAAAGUCUCCUGGAGCUCUGCCAGUGGAGCCAGCUCCUACAUGUUGACUGCAGUAGCAACAGAUGGUUACCGGGCUUCCUGUGAGACUGACGAGCUCCACUGUAACCUGACAGAGCUUCAGUGUGGUCAGAUGUACAGUGUCGCACUCACGACCAUCAGUGAGCACUGCCAGACCGAGACACGCACUAAUGUUACAUUCAGCACGCGCCCCUGUAAACCGUUGCGUGUUGGAGUGGAUCUGCAGUGUGGGACCAGAACAGCCAACAUGUUUUGGGAGGAAAGGGAGGAUGUGAAGCUCUAUGUGGCCACUGCAACCAGCAGCAUGGGAAGCACUCUGCACUGCAACUCCACCAACUCCACCUGCCAGUUCCCUGAUUUGAAAUGUGGAAAAACGUACACAUUCUCCGUGACUGCGUACAGUAACACGUGCUACAGUCAAAUCAGCAGCACUGUGGAGAUUCAGACAGAACCCUGCCAGCCAACUGGUCUAGCAGCCACUGGAUCGUGCAACAAUGAGACAGUUGUGCUGAACUGGUCUGAGGCUAGAGGGGCAUUAGUCUAUGUGGUGACAGCCUCUGGAGACCUGGGGUAUGUCACAUCUUUCCAAACCAAUGGCACGACCAUAGAGGCUGAUCUUCCCUGUGGACAGCUGUUCACCUUCACUGUAGUAGCUCAAGAUGAUCGAUGUGAAAGUGCAGUGAGUCUGCCUAAACAAUACAAGACAGGUCCCUGUAUCCCUGACCAUGUGCAGAGCUUCACACACUGUGAGGACAGUCUGGGUUCAGUCAGCUGGAGUAUGAGUGCCAGAGCAGAGUCAUACUUGGCUAUUGCCACAGGAAAGGAUGGUCAUACCCAUGAGUGCGCCACAAACACUACCACCUGCAGCUGGAAUACUCUGCACUGUGGUGAAAACUACAUCGUUAAUGUGAUUGCACUUGACUACUUGUGCACCAGCAUGCCAAGCGAGAACAUCACAAUUCGGAUGGCACCAUGCAUUCCCACAAACUUGAAAUCAUCUCUAAACUGCUCUUUAAAGGUGGGAUCGCUGACUUGGAAUGCAAGUAAAACUGCUGAGUACUACAUUGUGACAGCACAGACCAACUUUGGACACAAAGUUCAACUCAGCACCAACGAAACUUGGACUUUCAUUUCUGAGUUCCUCUGUGGUCAGGAGUACUUCCUGUCUGUUCAGGCAGCAGACUCAGUGUGUACAAGCCGUCCUAGUCAGCCUUCAAAACUUAUAUCAGAGCCUUGUUCACCCACUGCUGUCUCCAGCCUGAUGAACUGUAUCGCCAACAUUGCCUUGGUGUCAUGGACUGGCUCGGCUGGUGCAGAGUACUACACAGCCACAGUUACAGCAGAAGACGGCCAGUCAAAGAGCUGCUGGUCUGACAGCGAGCAGUGUGGCAUGCCAAAUGUCCCCUGUGGACAGAACUACACAGUGACAGUCGUUGCCUCACACCAAAUGUGUAAUUCUGACCCCAGUGAGGCUGAUAUACUGCAGUCAGUUCCAUGUGUCCCUACUGAUGUGGAAGCGAACAUUAACUGUUCCAAAAAUGAGGCUGUUGUGUCCUGGAGUGUGAGCAGUGGGGCUCUGUCUUACAAAGUGACAGCUACGAGCACACAGGGAGCUGUUGCCUCCUGUGAGACCACAGGGCUGAUGUGUACUUUGACCAACCUCACCUGCGGAUGCCAGUACUCUGUCCAGGUUGUGGCUGAGGACGGUAUCUGUUCAAGUCUACCCAGCCCAGCUAUAGAGUUCCAGUCAGUUCCCUGCACACCAAACAUGGGCUCAGUGAUUUUGGACUGCUACACCAACUCAGCCAUCUUGGACUGGAUGUAUGCAGAGGGUGCUUUGGAUUACACCGCAACAGCCCGGUCCCCUAGCGCCCAUGUUUCCACCUGUACCUCCAACUUCACCAACUGUGAGCUGAAGAAACUUCAGUGCGGCCAGAUCUAUACUGUUUUCACUGUUGCUUCAAAUGGACAGUGCAACAGCCCACCCAGCGGCACACUGCAGGUGGAAUCAGUGCCUUGUCCUCCUAUGGGUGUUGUUCCUGUACUGGACUGCUCAAAUAACUCUGCACAGGUGAAGUGGAAGGCCAGUCUGGGAGCGCAGUCAUACAUUGUCCAAGCCUUCGGUGUGGAACAACAUGAAACUGGCUGUGAGACAGAUUCACAGGCUUGUGUCCUCUCAGAUCUUAAAUGCGGUUUCACCUACAACAUCAGUGUGAUCGCUGUCAACAGUGUGUGUAAUGUAUCGACGAGUGAUGUGAAGCAGCUGCAAGCAGUACCCUGUGUACCUGAACUGGUGGAGACCCGGGUGGUUUGCGAGACUGGUGCAGUGAUUGUCACUUGGGAACCAAGUAAAGGCGCGUUAUCCUACACCACAAUUGCCCAGGGCAGGGGUGGCUACGCUUCAACAUGCAACAGCAAUGAGACAACCUGCCUGUUAAAUAACUUGCUGUGUGGCCACAACUAUUCAGUCACUGUUAGUGCUUCAGAUGACAAGUGUAAGAGUGCUGGAAGUGCUGUUGUGGCGCUCAACACAGCUCCAUGUGUGCCACAGAGAGUAACCGCAGACAUGGUGUGCAGCAAUGACACAGGUGUGGUGUCAUGGGAAGAAGGGGAUGGUGUUUCCUCCUACAGGGUGCGAGCUUUUGGACCUGAUGGGCACAAAACUGAGUGUAACAGCACUAAAACAGGCUGCAAGCUGCCCAGCAUGCAUUGCGGCCAGGUGUACAACCUGACCGUUACAGCUAAAGAUGGACGCUGUGAUAACAGUCAUGCAUAUCUCAAUCUCAAGUCAGUUCCUUGUAGGCCAACCAGUGUCAAAGCUUCUCUAAACUGCCACUUGAACUCUGCCUCAGUUACAUGGGAGCAAGCAAGCGGCGCGCUCUCAUAUGUUGCAGUGGGUGUAACAGCAGACAGAAAUUACCGGGCCGAGUGCAAUAACACUUUGACCUACUGUGAUCUAAGCAACCUGCAGUGUGGUCAAACCUACAAUGUGAAAGUAUUCAGCCAGGAUGAGUCCUGCUCCAGUGUGGAGAGCGAAAAGGCUCCUGUGCGGACAGCUCCCUGUCCUCCCCAGAAUGUGUCUAUUGAUGUGAAAUGUGAUAAAACCAUGGUUGUUUCCUGGUCCCCCAACCCUGAUGCUCAGUACUUUCAUGUAGUAGCAGUAAGCAACACUGGAGCAAGACUCUACUGUAACUCCACUGACACCAACUGCACUAUCAGCAAUCUGCCUUGUGGACAGCGCUACAAUGUCUCUGUGCUCUCUGUAAGAGAUGCUUGUGAGAGCAAACCAAGUGUUGUGGUGGAGACCUGUUCAGCUCCAUGUGUGCCCAUGAAACCUAGUGGCCAUCUGGACUGCAUAUCAAAUUCUGCUUGGGUGUCUUGGGACAUCUCAGCAGGGGCAACCUCAUACUUUGUUCUGGCUCAAGCAGUUGGUGGUCACAACUCCAACUGCACUUCCUUCACCUCGCCCUGUAAAGUCCCAGAUCUGAAAUGUGGGAAGAUUUACACCUUCCAUGUCACUGCUAUCAACAAGCUCUGCAGUAGCAAUCACAGCACCACCUUUGAGCUUGAAACAGGUCCUUGUGCUCUACAGGCAAUCAAUGCAACAACAGAAUGCCACAGUGACACUAUACUGGUUGAAUGGGAGUCAACAGUGGACACACCCCUGUACCUGGUUACAGCAGAGGCUGAGGACCAAACCUUGAUUUCCUGUAACAGCUCAUCCUAUUCAUGCAUACUCCAAGAUGUUCGCUGUGGCAUGCAUUAUAGCAUCAUAGUAUCAGCUUCCUCUAAUAAAUGCAGCAGCCUUAGAAGUCCUCCAAAAAAGAUUAAAACAGCACCAUGUGUCCCAAGCAAUGUGACAGUGGUGCCACUAUGUAAAGUGAAUGGGGCUUCAGUGAUGUGGGCAAACUCCUCUAUGGCCACAUUCUAUCAAGUGACAGCCACAGGACAGGAUGGAGACUUUGCAACCUGCAACUCCUCAGUGAGCAACUGCUCCCUGACUGGCCUUCACUGUGGCCAGACCUACGACUUAAGCAUCACUGCCAGCGAAGACAAAUGCACCAGCUAUCCCAGCACAUCAUCCUUCCAAACAUUACCCUGUGCACCUUCCAAUGUCGCAGUGGAUAUGGACUGUCACAGCAACUCUGCCGUCUUGUCUUGGAAUACCACUGUGGGUGCUGUGAAGUAUUUUGGUCAAUCACAGUCUAUGAAUGGGGACACCAUGUACUGUGACAGCAGUAAUUCUUCUUGCACAUUCAAAAACCUGAAGUGUGGAGACAUUUUCAAUUUCACCAUUAAAGCCUCUAACAACAUCUGUAACAGCUCAACAAGUGCCCCUCUGCAGGCAGGAGCAGCUCCCUGCCCACCAACUUUUCUAACAGUCCGCAUGCAGAGGAUUAAGCAAAUGCACUGGGCCAUGAUAUCAUGGGACACGGUUAACUGUUCAGAUGUCGACUACAUGGCAGAAAUAAAGGGUAGAAUUGAUAACAACCCACAAACUCUGAUGACAGUGUCAUCCUACUGGCUAAGAAGGCCUUACUUUGAGUUUCCAAUGCCUUGUAGCACGGCAUACAAUGUGACUGUACGCUCCAGAAACUCAGGUGGAGUCAGCAAGCCAUCCAGUGUCUUCAGUGGGGUCACAGUCCCUUGUACUCCACAGAAUGUCAAAUACUCUGGUAACAGGCAGUCCGGUGUGCUGUCUUGGAAUGCCUCAGUGUUUGCCACAAGAUAUAUGGUCUACAACACAUCCGGAGGAAGCCGUGUGAAGCUCUGCAACACUACCGGGCUCUCCUGCCAGUUGACUGAUUUCAAUCCUGGUGCCACUGAAGUGACAGCUACCAAUGCAGUGGGAGAAAGCAACCCAAGCCCAAGUAUUACAGGUACGUUUGGAGCACGCAGACGAAGAGAUCUACGGGCUACUCCAGUCUAUGCCUAUUUAGAAGAGGAUCUUGAAACUCCAGAUGUGCUGAAUGUAACGGUAAGCAGUGGUUCCUUGUAUGUGAAAUGGAGGACAGUGAAAGAAGCGACUGAGUAUAUACUCAUCAUUGAUGUGGAGCAGAGAGAGGAGCAGGCGAACCAGCCACCGAGAGUUAGAAGUGUGGAAGGCGACUUUCACAUAGAGACUGACCUCAAACCCUGGACCACCUACUGCGUCAAGGUGGCAGCCAAGAACGCCAUCAACCAAAGCAACUUCACCUGGCCAAAGUGCAAAAACACUGGUGCCUCUCAAUUUACGAAUUAGUGCAGUAGACACUGAAAUAAAGUGAAGUAUCGUUGUUUGGGUUAGAGGUUUGUUUUCACUCCGUAGUGUCAAUUACAGAAUUUUUACUGGUUCAAACUCAAAAAAACUUUAGAAAUUUAACUGUAAAAAGGAUGUAAUCACAACUAAAAUUCUGUAAAAAAAAAAAAAAAAAAAAAAAAAUCUGUUUGGGG
Molecule: messenger RNA, 7286 nt
Organism: Melanotaenia boesemani (Boeseman's rainbowfish)
Lineage: Eukaryota; Metazoa; Chordata; Actinopteri; Atheriniformes; Melanotaeniidae
Product: fibronectin-like
Exons: 29
Coding region: 1-7095 (2364 amino acids)
Molecular function (GO): protein binding
Source: RefSeq, a predicted model, not a curated record